This is a messenger RNA of Siniperca chuatsi (mandarin fish), 1849 nucleotides long. RefSeq lists its product as uncharacterized. The coding region runs from base 244 to 1527 and encodes 427 amino acids. The transcript has 3 exons. Gene Ontology annotation, molecular function: transmembrane signaling receptor activity. Gene Ontology annotation, biological process: inflammatory response; immune response; toll-like receptor signaling pathway. Gene Ontology annotation, cellular component: membrane. NCBI's taxonomy places the organism in Eukaryota, Metazoa, Chordata, Actinopteri, Centrarchiformes, Sinipercidae. The record is from RefSeq and is a predicted model, not a curated record.
CAUGUUAUAAAGCCAUUGGUACAAGAAAAUGUACUAUAUGCCUUUAACAAAACUCCCAACAGAUCAGUGCUUUGUCAUCCCCCAAGCCCCAACUUCCUUAUAUUGCUGCUGACGACCCAUUGCUGCACUGCUUUAUGUGUUUAUCUACUGGUAGUGACGAGAUAUGUAUCUCAUAUAAAACCACACUGCUAACAUACUGCGGGACUGCUCUAACUUCUGCCUUGCACACUGUUAAAGACUAUAAUGGAGCCAAUGAAUUCACUUCAGACUGCAGACAUUCAGUCACAGCCCGCUGUCCCACUGCCUCCCUCUAUCUGUGUUCCUCCCAAACUGAGAGAUGGCGAGUGUUACCAUGUCUUCAUUAGCUACAGCAGCACUGACUACCAGUGGACCCACUCCCUCAUCAACCAGCUGGAGUCCUGCAGCCUGCAGAUCUGUUACCAUGACCGUGACUUCAUUCCUGGCCGCACCGUGUUGGAGAACAUGUCCGACUGCAUCCAGGAGAGCCAGAAGGUCCUGCUGGUUCUCAGCCCAGAGUUUGUGAGGAGCCGAUGGUGUCUCCUGGAGGCCAACAUGUCUCUGUUCAGAGACUGCCUGGAGAGGAAGCCCAUCGUCCCAGUGCUGCUGGAGCCAGGAGUCUCUGUUCCUCUCCACAUCUGCCACCUCACCUACCUGGAGGCCAACGACCCCAACUUUAUGAAUAAACUGCUCAAGGUGCUCUGCACCCCAAACCAGCAGCUUCAAGGGUCCACUGUGGUGCCCUUCCAGCCUCCCUCUAUCUACAACGGGAAGGCCCUGCAGCCUUUGACUGCUGUCAAUGAUGAGGGACUCUAUAAAUGGGAUGCUGGUCAGUUCAGUGACAUGGACGUGCCAGACCAACUGCGCCUGAUCAUUGAGGACCAAGGGAAGUACAGAACAGCUGUGAGGAUGAUCAAUAGUGUCUCUCAAAAUGAAGUGUGGCUGCGCCCACUCUGGGUUAGAGUACUGAUCUACAUAACUGGUGUAAUAUUUUGUUUACUCUUGGCAGCAUUUUCUACAUAUAUGAGCCUUAUAGUCAUUGUUUGCAUUUAUUUGCCCGAGUAUAUAAACGCAUCCUCUGUUGGAGUAUGGGUGCUCACUAUUUCUAGUCUCUACUUUGUUUCAUUGGGGUUGAUUAUUCAGAUUUGUCUCUGGAAGAAGGAUGAUGAGAAGUACAUAGUGAGGAAGAUGCAGAAAGCUCUUGGUCAAGCAAACACAAUCCUCUCUGAGGAGAAGGUGUUAAUGGGCUGUCAGUCCAAUUCAAAAAUCUAUCUGGUGUAUGUUUCUCUGGACGGUUGCAAACAAGAGUUUGCAGAAACAUUUUCUGAGCAGGCUGGUGCUGAGGAUAUGUUUCAAAGAGCUCUGAUCUUUUUCUCGUCAGGUUAUGCCUGCUGCCUUGCUAAAAGACACUUUCCCUUUCCCCUGCCCAGCUCCACUGGUCACCUGGAGGGAGGGGUGUGUUUCUGUCAGUAUGUCUCCCAGCAGCUGAGUUCAAAGCAAUGGAAAUAGCAGUAACAGUAUGGCCCUGGAAUGGACCUGCAAUUUACGAUUAAGUCAGUACCAGUAGUGAUUCAAGACAAACAUUAUUAGAAAUAUUUUAUAAUGACCCCAACAUUUUUCCAAAGCAAUUAAUUCCCUUUUUAUAGCAUAUAAAUUUAAAUUGAGUUGCCUUGAAUAAAACAUACACAACAAUGCUGAAGCUGUUGGUGACAAAAAGGAAGGGGUUAAUGCAGGGAAGGCUGUUUGUUUUGUUUUGUCAUCUCUCAAUCUUUCUCGCUGUUAACAUUUCAAGCUUUAUUAAUAAAGAUCAAGUGACUGAUUUACAUUCUCA